Messenger RNA from Saccostrea cuccullata (small rock oyster), 478 nucleotides. Its product is annotated as ryncolin-4-like. The transcript has 3 exons. The coding region runs from base 1 to 474 and encodes 157 amino acids. NCBI's taxonomy places the organism in Eukaryota, Metazoa, Mollusca, Bivalvia, Ostreida, Ostreidae. The record is from RefSeq and is a predicted model, not a curated record.
AUGGAUGGCUCAACAGAUUUCCAAGGGAAAAAGUGGGCAGAUUAUGCUAGAGGAAAUGAUGCAAUCCAUGUUCUUACUAAAGCUGGGAACCAGAAGUUACGGAUAGAUGUAACCAGAUUUUCAGGAGUUAGUGGAAACGCUACAUAUUCAACUUUCAUUGUCAACAAUGCAACAAACAAAUAUAAACUUACCAUUGGAGGAUAUAAGGGGUCCGCUGGAUUCAAAGAUAACAUGUCCUACCAUAAUGGCAUGUAUUUCUCCACCACUGACAGUGGUAAUGAUCAGUAUGGAAGUAACUGUGCUGAGAAGUUUGGGAAUGGUUGGUGGUUCAAUCAAUGCCACAGGUCCAACUUGAAUGGGAAGGAUUACAGAAAGCCUUCCUCGGCAUUCAAUGCCUUGACAUGGUAUAAAUGGUCAGACAAGAAUUUACAUGGACAUUUAAAGUCGGCACAAAUGAUGAUUAAACCAAAGUGAUAAU